AUGAUAGUUGGUAGGAAUGCGCCACUUAUCAGGAAGCUUACCCUUCAAAUAGGUGCUCACAGAAUAAAGCAAACAAUGGAAAUUAAAUAUUUAGGUGUUAUUAGAUGUAACUUCACACCCCACAUCAAAUACAUCACGAACAAAGCUAAAAAGACAGCCAAUGCUCUCAUUAGUAUUGCUAGGAACACAUGGGGCCUUGGUCCUAAUGCUACUAACAUUAUUUACAGGGGUGCAAUUCAGCCAGCACUCCUCUAUGCUGAACAGGUAGUUGUAGGUGGAAGAAAUAAAUAUCUCAUCAAUGGUUGUAAUGCAACAAAUACUAGAGUUUAUGAUUUAUUUCGUUCAGUUCAGUUAAAUGUCAAUAAUCCUCAUUUUUUAAUAAUGCAAGGAAGAAUUACAAAAGUAUUAAAUAUGAAACCUGCUGAGAUAUUAUCCAUGAUAGAGGAAGCUGCAGGUACUGGGAUGUAUGAAAGUAAGAAAAUGUCUGCACAAAAAACAAUUGAAAAAAAAGAUGCAAAACUUAAUGAAAUUGAUAAAAUUCUUUCAGAGGAAAUUACACCAACACUAACUCGAUUAAAAGAAGAAAGACAAGCAUAUAUGGAAUACACAAAAGUUGUACGAGAACUUCAACAUCUUACUAAAUUACAUGUCGCUUGGCAGUUCAUAGGCGCUCAGAAUUUAUGCAAGAAAUCUAAUGAGACAUUAAAACAAAGUAAAGAAAGAAUUAAUUCCCAUCAUCAAGAAAUAACAAAAACUAAAGAGAAAAUAAAAGAACUUGAUAAACAAAUUAGAGAAUUAGAAAAAAAGAAAGAUGAGGAAGAGGGUGGUAAAUUAGCAGAAUUAGAAGAUAAAUUAAAAGAACAUCAAAUGACUGAGGCUAAAAUUAAUAGUGAUGUAAAACAUUUAAAAGAUUGUUUGAAAGAAGAAGAAAAGAAAAGAAAAGAAGUUUUAAACAAUCUUGAAGAAGAUACCAAUACUUUAAAAAAUAAAGAAAAGGAAAUGGAAAAAUUACUUACUAAAUUUCUGCAAUUACAAGAAACUAGUAAGAAAGAUGCUGAAGCAGUACAAGCCGCUCAAAAACAUUUUCAAGCAGUAAGUGCAGGAUUAUCUAGUAAUGCAGAAGGAGAAGAAGCAACUUUGGCAGAUCAGUUAAUGACUGCUAAAAAAGAUAUGGCAAAAGCUGAAACAGAAAGUAAACAAGCCGAGAUGAAACUCAAACAUGCUGAGACAGAAAUAACUAAAAAGCAGACAGAGUCCAAGAAAACAGAAGAAAAUUAUAAAAAACAUUUGGCAGUUUAUAAUACUUUGGAAAAAGAAUUAGAUAAAAUUAAAAAAGAAAUGGAAAAAUUAAAUUAUGAAGAAGGAAAAGAAGAAAUGCUACUCUCUGAAAGAAAAAGACUUAUCAAAGAUAUUGAUAAUCUCAGACAGAAAAUUGAUUUAAAAGAAGCAAGAUUUCCAAAUUUGACUUUUGAAUAUCAAGAUCCUGAAAAAAAUUUUGAUAGAAGAAAAGNCACAGACAUUUUAUUUGAUUUACAAAAGUUAUCUUGCAUAAGCUUAUAUAAUGUAGUUGUAGAUACAGAAAUAACAGGAAAGAAACUUUUGGAGAAAGGUAAUCUUAAAAGAAGAUACACCAUUAUACCACUUAAUAAAAUAAUGUAUAGACCAAUAGAAACUGAAGUCGUACGAAAAGCAGAGAAAAUUGUAGGUAAAGAAAAUGUUCAUACAGCACUCUCUCUCAUUGAAUAUAAUAAAUCAGUUGAGGUGGCUAUGGGUUAUGUUUUUGGUAACACUCUUGUUUGUCCUGAUAUGAAUAUUGCCAAAGAAGUUGCAUUUGCAGAUGGUGUUCGUAAAAGAACGGUAACUUUGGAUGGUGAAGUUUUUGAUCCUGCUGGAACACUUUCUGGAGGAUCAAUGCAGAAGUCAAAUAGUGUAUUGUUACAAUUGUCUGAAUUGAAAGAAAUACAAAAUGAAUUAAAUAAUAAACAAAAACAAUUGGAUGCUAUAAAUAACCAAUUGAUGUCAGUGAAAAAAGUAGCUGAAAGUUACCGAAAUUUCAAGCAGAAAUACGACUUAAAAGAGAGUGAAAUGUUGUUAGCAAAGUCACGAGUUGAACAAAGUAGUCAUCAUCAACAAUUAGAAGAACUUCAGAGUUUGAGAAAUUCAAUAAAGGAACAAGAAGAAAAAUUAUUGCAAUGUACUGAAAUGAAAAAAAAAUGUGAACAAAGAGUUGAAGAACUUCAAAAUAAAAUAAAAAAUGCAAAAUCAUUAAUGGAACAGGAGUUAAAAAAUGCUGAAGCAGCCCUUCAUAAAUGUAAACAAAAAUUAGAAUAUUCCAAUAAACUUGCAAAAGAAAAACAACAGGAAGUUGAUACUCUGAAACUUGAAUCAGAAGAAUUAAAUAAAAGUUUACAGUUAUAUCAAGAGCAGCUGAAAACAUUUGACAAAGCCAUGGCAUCUUAUGAGAAACAAGCAGUAGAAGCAGAAAAUAAAUUAAAAGUUGCAAAAGAAACUGUUGCCAAAUUUUCAACUAAAGUAAAAGAACAAAAGGCUCACCUUAAAGCCCAAAAUGAGGAAGUCGGUCGAUUACAAAAAAAUAAAGAACAAUUAGGAAAAGAUAUUGAGGAGAAAAAAUUAUAUAUACAACAACUGGAACAUGAUAUUGCACGAACAACAAAAGAAUCCAAAGAAGCUGCACAAAACGUAGAAAAUAUGAUUAAAUUGCAUGAUUGGAUUGAACAAGAAAAACAGUAUUUUGGCAUGCCAAAUACUGAAUAUGAUUUUAAUACAAAUGAUCCAAAAGAUGCAGGAAGACGAAUUCAAAAAUUGAAAGAAAAUAAAGAAAAAUUAGAAAAAAAUGUUAAUAUGAGAGCUCACAAUAUGAUGAAUAAAGCAGAAGAACAGUACCAAGAUUUACUCCAAAAGAAGCAAAUAGUUGAAAAUGAUAAAGCAAAAAUAGCUGCAGUAAUUAAGGAAUUAGAUGAAAAGAAAAAUGAAGCAUUAAAAGAAGCCUGUGAAAAAGUAAACAAAGAUUUUGGAUCAAUUUUUUCUAUGCUGCUUCCUGGUACCAAAGCUAAACUCAUUCCUCCUGAAGGAAUGUCAGUAUUGGAUGGUUUAGAAGUUAAAGUUGCAUUUGGAGAUGUUUGGAAAGAAUCUCUUUCAGAACUUAGUGGAGGACAGAGGUCAUUAGUUGCUCUAUCCUUGAUUUUAUCAAUGCUGUUAUUUAAGCCUGCUCCAAUUUAUAUUUUGGAUGAAGUGGAUGCUGCUCUUGAUUUAUCUCAUACGCAAAAUAUUGGACAAAUAAUCAGAACAUACUUUAAGCAUUCUCAGUUUAUCAUUGUUUCGUUAAAGGACGGCAUGUUCAAUAAUGCUAAUGUCCUCUUUAAAACCAAAUUCAUUGAUGGGACAUCAACGGUAACUCGUUACGCUCAGGGUAAAAAUAAUCCAUCUACUUCUAGGUCCAAGUAAAACUAUCUGUAAUUAUUCAAACAUUUUUAUGUAAGAAA
Messenger RNA from Centruroides sculpturatus (bark scorpion), 3503 nucleotides. RefSeq names its product structural maintenance of chromosomes protein 2-like (gene SMC2). Gene Ontology annotation, cellular component: chromosome. The transcript has 23 exons. Gene Ontology annotation, biological process: chromosome organization. The record is from RefSeq and is a predicted model, not a curated record. Lineage: Eukaryota; Metazoa; Arthropoda; Arachnida; Scorpiones; Buthidae. Gene Ontology annotation, molecular function: ATP binding; ATP hydrolysis activity; protein binding. Bases 1 to 3465 code for a protein of 1154 amino acids.